AUGCCACCUGUUCAAAAGAAGGCCCGGUUGGAUCGUGGCGAUGGAGCCGACGCCGAAGCCCCUGCUACGGAAGUGAUUCAUCCAGAUGGAGAUAUCGUCUUUGUCGUAGGAGCGAAGCAAAAGCAAGUCUUGGUCCAUUCCGCAGUUUUAACAACUGCAUCUGAGGUCUUCUCUGCGCUGCUCAGUGAUCGAUUCCACGAGGGUCAGCAACACCGAAGCGCAGGCAGUCCUGCCAUGAUCCCUUUACCGGAUGACGAUGAGGACGCCACGAUUCAAAUGCUUUGUCUCCUCCAUCCUGGGCCUUCAUACGACCUCGUUGACUUCUGGCCCGCUCAGCUAUUCCGACUUGCGUCGGUGAUCGAUAAAUAUUGCUGCAAGUAUGCAUUGGACCUGCAAGUUGAAGCACUGUUGCUGCGCCUAUACAAGACCUGGAAGAAGGACCGGACCGGGUGGCACAAUGACCUUGGUGCCCUUGCAACAGCUGCUUAUAUGCUGGAGCAGUCUAGCUGCUUCCAAAUGUUCACAGCCGAGUUAGUGCUGGUUUAUCCUAGCUCAUACUCAGCUCUGAGUAGGCCUGACAUUACGCCUGGCGCCAAGCUUCCUGUAAAUGCACUGCUCGCCCUCGAAGAGAUCCGCGGAAGCCUGAGACUUCUGCUGCAAUCCGACCUUGAAGCGAAGGCAGUUGAACACCUAGACGCCCGACGCGAUACUUCGCCAAAUGGUAGUGUCGCUUCGCGGACCGACGUGCUCUUCCAUCAAGGGAUUUCCCAAUGGCCUCCUGCGUGGUACACUGAAUCGAGCUUGUCUUUGUGGGAGAUCCUGGACUGUGUCCAAAACCCUGAGGGGCCGAGCCGGCAAUGUCCAUGCGGAAGACACUGCGAGGGUGUAACGCAAUUGCAAGUUGCAGCCAAAGCUUUCGAGGAGUCUUUCAAGGGGCUUUGCUUGAAGUGUGUUCGCGAGGAUACCAUCGACAAUGCCGAUCUACUCGAUCAAUGCGCCUGGCGCUUCACUCCUCCACGGGAAGAUGCUUGUAGGAACAAAGAGCACGCAGGCUGA
Molecule: messenger RNA, 1056 nt
Organism: Ramularia collo-cygni
Lineage: Eukaryota; Fungi; Ascomycota; Dothideomycetes; Mycosphaerellales; Mycosphaerellaceae
Exons: 4
Coding region: 1-1056 (351 amino acids)
Molecular function (GO): protein binding
Source: RefSeq, a predicted model, not a curated record